AAAAAAAAAAGCACAAGAGAAACCAAGGAAGAUCGACAAACGGCGAGGAAUAGCAAAAGGCAAAGAAUCGCAAACGGUUGAUCGAAAGGAAAAAGCAAGAAACAACGAGAACGGUUAAAAAAAAGGUAUACAUACGAAGCCACAAAGGGUACAGGUAUAUGGUAAAAGGAAAAUAGAGAGAGCAACGUAGACGGACUGAGCGACAAACUUGGCGGGAGAGCGAAUCAGAACGGCAACGAGUGCAGACGAGCACAAGUAAAGGCUCUCGAAAGUGCGUGUAAAGUUAAGGGAUUUAAAGGUUGGAGAUUUGGACGUGAUCUUGAGGGCUCAUGAUCUCCAAGUCAAAGGAAACAAAAUGGCAAAGAUCAAUGAGUUGAUGACGAAACUGGAAAGUGAUGAAAUUGAGACAGACGACUACGAUAUAAUGGAAAAAAACGCAAGUACAAGUAUGCAAGCCCAAAUCAACGAAAUUAAGGAGAUGGUGGCAAACUUGGCAACGAUGGUCCAAACGGCAUGCUUGCAGCAACAAAGUCAAGCACAAGGGACUGUGGAACAAGAAACGACACGCUUACGUCAGACGCUGGAUGGAUCGAGACACACACAUGCGCCAAACGGGAUGAAACCGGAAAAUGUGCUCUCAUCGCCACAGCUAGAAGCUCAAGGUCAAGGUUUUACAAGCAUCAAAGAAAUGAUAGGAAUUCUGCCGGAUUUUGAUCCUAUCAAGGGAUCUAUCACAUCGGAGCAAUUCAUCGCAAAGGUAGAGCAACUACAAAGCGUAUACAUGUGGACAAGUGACGCUGUGCUGUUUGCAGUGCAGCAUAAGAUGCGUGGAGUAGCAAAAACAUGGCUGGAUGCACAGCAGGUAUAUCGAUCAUGGGAUCAAUUCAAAUCGGCAUUCGCUCUUGAUUUUCCAUGUUUAGUGAGUACGGCCGAUGUGCACAGAGAAUUGAUGCGUCGCAAGCGACGCAAUAGCGAGUCAUUAAUUGAAUACUUUUAUGCGAUGGUAGCUAGUGGACGGCGUGCGAGUGUCGAUGAACCAUCAAUAAAUUCGUAUAUCAUCAACGGGCUUAAUUCAAAAGAACUCACGAAAUCAUUAUUAGCGAUGAACAGCACUUGUUCAGAGCUGCUAAAGUCGUUGGAAAAUUUGAGAUUUUCACAAGAGAUACAUCAACAACAAUACAAAGCGUCAACGAUCAAUGAAAAGCAAUACAACGAUGCUGAUGGCAAGAUGAAAGCAGUUAAAUGUUAUAAUUGCAAUAAUUUCGGGCACUUUGCAGCAAAAUACACAGAGCCACAGCGAAAGGAAAGAUGUUCCAAAUGCUCUAAGAUUGGGCAUAAUGAAAAGGAUUGCAAGGUGAAAACAUCGUCAACGGUGGCUCAAGUGAAUGAGUCGCAUCACAAGGAGUAUCCGCCAAUAAUGAAAACAGUUCUCAUUGGAGGCCAACAGUUUGAAGCAUUCAUCGACACGGGCAGUGAUAACACCCUAAUGAAAGAAGCAGCAGUGCCAGAUGGAGCAAUACGGCAGCCGAGAGUCAAACGGCUGCAAGGCUUUGGAGGAUCUGUGGUCGAAUCGAAGGAGUGCAUUCUUUCAGAGUUUGCAUAUGGCAAACUGAGACUCUUCACGCAAAUUCAGGUGGUACCAAACGAAGUCCUACCAUAUGAUGUCCUCGUGGGCAGAGAUAUCAUCUGCCACGAUCAGGAAAUGCUGGUUGCCGAAGAUUCAGGAUCAACGUUGACAGCAGUGGAGCAGGUCGGGUUUAAUGUUAACACGGACAUUGACCCCGACCACCAGGAACAGGUGAGCGAUCUAUUAAAGAGCUAUAAAGAGUGUUUUGCCGAAGAUUUGUCAAAUAUUGGCAGGUGCAAAACGACGAAUAUGGAUAUAGAGGUAUCCACUACGAAAGCCAUCUUGGGGCGGCGAUAUCAAGUGCCGUUUGCCCAAAGGGAGAUGAUGACUACGAUAAUAGGUGACUUACUGAAGUACGGGAUAAUUGAAAGGAGCACGUCAACGCAUGCAGCAUCAGCAAUAUUGGUGCCAAAGGCAAAUGGAGAACGGAGGCUAUGCGUGGACUAUCGGGCUCUAAACGCAGUCACUAUAAAGAAGCGAUAUCCGAUGCCGAUUGUAGAGGAGCAAUUGGCAAAGCUAUCCGGAAAUGUAUACUUCACGACGCUGGAUAUGACAUCCGGUUAUUACCAGGUUCCGAUGGACGAGAAAAGCAAAAAUUUGACGGCAUUUAUGGCACCAGAUGGACUGUACGAAUUUAAGGUCAUGCCCUUUGGUCUGGUGAACGCACCGAUGGUCUUCCAAGAAGUCAUUACUGAGAUCAUACGACAGCUGAAACACCAACGGAAUAUUAUCAAUUAUGUGGACGAAGUCAUAAUUGCAUCUAAGACGGUCGAAGAAGCGACCAUAUGAGGCCAAUGUGUGCCUUAAUUCCAAA
Molecule: messenger RNA, 2441 nt
Organism: Drosophila mauritiana
Lineage: Eukaryota; Metazoa; Arthropoda; Insecta; Diptera; Drosophilidae
Exons: 2
Coding region: 356-2416 (686 amino acids)
Biological process (GO): proteolysis
Molecular function (GO): zinc ion binding; aspartic-type endopeptidase activity; nucleic acid binding
Source: RefSeq, a predicted model, not a curated record